GAGCUCACUACGCCGGUGUGACUCUACUGCUUUCACUGGCUAUCAGAAAGCAGUAACUCAUAUUUCUGUCUCAGCAAUGGAAGGAGUAGUUACAAGACACUGGGUGGAAACUCCUGUACGUUAUCAGGAGCAGUUUGCUGUCCAAGAUCUGGAAGCGUGCAAGUUGGAUCACUCCUUAUAUGCUUUGCCAGGCCCAUCCAAGGCUGAGGUGAGAAGCCGACAUGCAACAAAAAGUACAGCUACAGCAGAGAGGGACAGCACCGAGGAAGGCAAACCCAGCUUUCAGGUCUUACUGGAUGUUGUGCAGUUCCGUCCUGAAGAUAUCAUCAUUCAGACUUUCGAAGGCUGGCUCCUGAUCAAAGCUCAGCAUGGACCUAGGAUGGACGAACAUGGUUACAUAUCCAGAAGCUUUGUUAGACAAUACAAAUUACCUAAUGGAGUCAAGAAAAAAGAUUUGUCUGCUCUCUUCUGCCAUGAUGGCAUUUUGGUUGUUGAAAUGAAGAGCUCAGAGGGAAUGGACUAAAAUCUUUUUAAUUGUUAUUGGUGAGAUAAUAUUAUUCCUAGUUUAACUCAAACAAUGCUUUGCAACGUAGCUAUGCAUGUGAAGUUGUUGGUUUGUAUUUACAAUGGAGAUAAGAACAAAACUUUGCAUAUAUUUUCGACAUGUUGAGUUUUAUUGUUUGAUGUGAAAUGUAAGACUACUUUCCUUCAGCUGCAGACCCACGCUUUUUAGACAAAGGGAAGUUUAUGGCAGUCAUAACAAAUGAAAAAUAUUUCAUAUAAUGCUCUCUGAUGAGGUACCAAGUGUAAAGCAUGUAUAAAAAUGCCAAUAAACAGGGGUUACCUUUGUAAUAUGUACUCAUGAGAUAAAUAAUGAAAGAAGCAGCAGACAUUUUAUGGAAUUUUAAUUCUACAUAACAGAAAAAUGCUAUGUUUUUAUAAGUCAUAUCACUAUAUAAUGUUAACUUCAACAUUUCUUAGAAGAUGUCCAAAGCACGCAUGAGCCGCAUGCAUUUGGUCUGCAAAAUAAUUUUGGCGAAAAACUUUUUGAAUUCAAAUUUAUUUCUAAAAAUUGCUUGCGAGUCUGCCCUUUACAAAUAUAUUGUACUUAAGGGAAUAUUGAACAGCAGAAUAAACAUUAAAUGCACUGUUUCAAAACGUGCCAUCUUUCUACUAACAUUGAGUCAACUUAGUUUUGAUGGAAAUUUUUCAAAUGCUUUGUUAUUAAUCACAGUUCAUUUUGUUUAAAUAUCCUGGCUUUCUGCCAACCAUAGAAAAAAUAUUGCUCACUUAUAAAAGCUCAAAAGUCCCAAAGUCAUUCUUGUGUAGCUGCCCCUGACUUAAAGGUAUUACUAUGCUAGGGAUGAAUUUAAUCCAACAAGUUUACACAAACAAUGUGAUAACAAUCAUGUAAAUGUUUUCUUCUGUGACUUUCUUUGGAACUUAAGGUCCUGAUCCUGCAAUUGGAUCUUUGGCAGCAGAUGCUUGUGCUCACAGAGCCUAACUGGCUCUGCACCAGCAUAGGGGUUCAAAUGCCUGAUUGCAAGACAGGGCCAACUAAGAACACAGGGCUGCUUUCUUCUCUCAAUUAUACUAGAGCAAUCCCACUCAUUUCAAUGGAGUUGUGCAACUAAGGUUAGCCAGGACUCUGCCUGCUAUGUCUAACAAUUGGUCUUCAACAUUACAAAAAGACUUGUUACAAAUGGUCCUGUAAAUACACAAAAAUUCUAGGGGAACUGCAGCUGCAAGAGAAACUGCCUCCUUUUAUGUGUUCUUAAGAUAAGUAUGACUGCUGUGCUAUGAAUAGUAAAGGAAUGCAGAGUGGAAAGUGCCAAGCUAAAUACAGACUCUUGCUGAUAGCCAUCUGCUGUUCAGACAAAUUAAAAACAUUUUUUAACUAAAUCAAAUACAAAUAAAAUUCUGAGUAUAUUAAAUCACAAGGGAAAAAUCAGAUUAACAAAAAUGUUUCUACUCCAGGCUCAAAAAGAGAGCUCUCUAGUUUACAGUGAAAGCAUUAGACUUGUGUGUUUGUGCUGCAUGCUGUAGAAAUGUUUAUAUUAGUGAUCAAUUAAAUUUGAAGAAAUUUGAAAGACACUGGUUUGGAAUAGGCCAAAUACACCUCUACCCCGCUAUAACUUGACCCGAAAUAACAGGGCUCCGGCAGCACUUUAAAGGGUCCAGGGCUCCAGCUGCUGUGAGAAGCCCUGGGCCCUUUAAAUCAACACUGGAGCCCUGCUGUCACUACCCCGGGGCUGCAGCAGUGGGGCUUGGGCAGCACUUUAAAGGGCCCAGGACUCCGGCUGCUGUGAGACGCCCUGGGCCCUUUAAAUCACCGCUGGAGCCCUGCCACCGUUACCGCGGGGCUGCAGCAGUGGGGCUUGGGCAGCGCUUUAAAGGGCCCGGGGCUCCGGCUGCUGUGAGAAGCCCUGGGCUCUUUAAAUCACCUCUGCAGCCCUGCCACUACUACCCCGAUAUAACGGCGUCUCACCUAUAGUGUAGUAGGGAUUUUUGGCUCCCCAGGACCGUGUUACAUCAGGGUAGAGGUGUACUACAUUUUUAAUUUUUUUAAUUUUUUUUUUGCAGUCCAAACUCACACCAAUUUCAAAGCAAGUUUGCUCUGCAUAAGGAAUGAUGGAUUAAGUCCAGAGCCUGCAAUUCACUGCAUGUGCUCACCCUGCUGCACCCAAUCACAGUGGAUAGCAGGUUAGGGACCUACAUUUAUUUCUUGACUGAUGUACACAUUGGUCUCUUUUUGGGUGGCACUAAUGUUUUCUAGCAAACUGAUUUAAACAUAAAAUAAGAGUCCCUCAACCCUCUCCUUUGCCCCCAAGUUUGCCUUUCUAUAUCCAUUGGUUAAGGAAAUUAGAAUGAGGUUCCAGUCGCAAAAUUCAGGCCUAGAUUCAGAUUCCAAACGCUUCAAACUCCACGAUCUUUCAGAUCCAGAGAUUUCGCUGAGCCCAUAAUAUAAGUUAGGGCCAUUAGCAAAUUUUAGAUGCAGAUCUGGGUUUAGAUGUGUUUGGAUCCAUGGUUUUUACACCAUCAGAUGUAUUGCGAUCUGGGUUCAGGACCAUCUAUAGAGGUAACCAGGUUUAGCGCCAUUUUAAAAAACCUUAAUACUCUUCUAUUGCUCAUUUUACUUUACAAAGAAUUUGUAAGAUAUGAUCGUUUACAAUGAAAAGUCCAGCCCUAUCUAUUAUUACAGUGGAGGCAUUCAUGUAUCUAGAGAUAACGGGAGAUUUACAAAAUAUGGAUUUAGCAAUUUUAAAAGUUAUACAAACAUAAAACUAUGGCUGAUUUUAUAAAUAAAUCAAGCUCUGACUAAACAAAUGGAAAUUUGGCAAAUAAUUAGUCCAUAAUCCUGGCAGCUUGACUUGAAUUUGUAUACACAUGAAAAGAGCUGGCCAAGUAGAGCGCAGCUAUUGCACCUAGCUCUAGAUUUUCCCAAAGCAUAAGGGGCUGAUUCUGAACUCAUUUAUGUUGUAAGUCACAAGUAACUCCACUAAAGUCAGUGAGGUUACACUUGUGUGAAACCAGUGUGUUGAGCAAAUGGAGUUCACACUGCUGGAAGAGUUAUUGUUGUAGGUCUUGCUACACCCAGAAGUAGUGCUGUAGUGAGUAGGUUUCGCCUCUGAGCUACUGCAAAUAAAACACAUACUGUAUUUCUCCUGCAACCACAUCUGCCUCUCUGUGGGUCUACUCCUUCCUACACCAUAAUAUGACAAUACUCUUUCUAUGUUCUCUGAGACCAGAGCAAUGGAGGCUGCACUAGACCAUUUGACCUGGAGUGUUGAUUGUUACAUUUUAACAUGCUCACUUCUUAAUUGUCCAUUCCAUGUCAAGCAUUGCAAAUUCUUAUAAUUUUGUCACAAGUCUCAUAUUAUCUGGUGGGGGUUUUAGCCCACCAAUUCCUGGAGCUUUCAUUUUAAAGAUUCUUGGGUUUCAUUUAAAAAAAAAAGUUUCUGGUCCUUUCUGUUGUGGAGAAAAGCUUGAAAAUAUGAACCGUAAAGGCUCCAAAACCAAAAAGCAAAUAAAAAUCUAGCAUAAGAGUGUCCAUACUUGCCGUUAUUCUGGAAUAGCUAUUCCAGAAUAACUCAUGUGUAGACAAGUAUUUAUAUAAACAAUCAUACAACAUAAAAUUUGACAGUGAAUUUGGCCACAGAAAUGUGAAAAAACCCACCCUUAAGACAGCUAGGGCCUGAUUCUCCACCUGCUUACAACAAUGUAAAUCAGAAGUGAACUCACUGAAGUCUGUGGAAUUAUAUUAGUGUAAAAGUAACAGUAGUUGGGGAAUUAGAUCCUUAAAGUGCAUUCACAGGCUACACUGAUGGGUGCGGUAUAAGAGUCUGAUCCUGCACGGCUAGAAUCAGUGAGAACUUUGCUAUUGACUUCAAUGGGCACAGGAGCAGAACCUAAGUGAAUGUAACAAGUAAAUACAUACUUGAGACUAUAUUAGAAUAUGUAUCAUCUAUUCAAGAGACAACACACUCAUUGUCUAUAUUGUAGCA
This is a messenger RNA of Gopherus flavomarginatus (Mexican gopher tortoise), 4505 nucleotides long. It is a transcript of the gene HSPB3, whose product is annotated as heat shock protein family B (small) member 3. The record is from RefSeq and is a predicted model, not a curated record. Gene Ontology annotation, cellular component: nuclear speck; cytoplasm. The transcript has a single exon. Lineage: Eukaryota; Metazoa; Chordata; Testudines; Testudinidae. Bases 77 to 523 code for a protein of 148 amino acids.